Angiostrongylus costaricensis is the source of this 3231-nucleotide messenger RNA. The record is from the annotation of a GenBank genome assembly. Lineage: Eukaryota; Metazoa; Nematoda; Chromadorea; Rhabditida; Metastrongylidae.
UUUGCAGAGAACUCAAUUCAGAGCGCUCCUAAUACAUUCACAUGUGCGGAUGGUUCGUGCAUUCCAGAGGACUGGGUCGGUGAUGGUGAAGCCGAUUGUGAUGACAGACAUUUCAGGCAAGCAAAAGUGCAAAAGGGAUGCGACCUGAUGCACGAGUAUUCCAUUUGUACUCAAGGCGCUUCGAAAGCGUGCACUGCCGACGAAGGCGUACAUGCAUGGAAAGAGGUGGGUCGUAUCGGCUCGAUACUAGCGACAUUACUCAGUAUGAUUAAGGAACUAAAAAUCAAUAUGAGUGAUGCGGUGAACUCACUGUACUACAUCUACGACGUCUGUUCGUCAUCCUACUCCAAAUCACCGUUCGCGGCGGUCGCGGAGAAAAUCUGCGGCAGGCAGGACGAGAUUGCCAAGUACAGCGACUGUUAUCAGAACACGUUGGAGAAAUCGAAGUGUAGAAUACGAGAGGCGAAAACUGAAUGUGAAGCAUUGGAAGCGUUUAAUGCUAACCUUGACUGUGCCAUAGUGACAAUGAACGACGUCUGUGAGGUGGAUGCACAAAAUUUCGUUAUCGAGUUACAAGAGAUCAUCAACGAUAUGGUCAUCGAGAGGAAAUGUUUAGAGUCACAUGAAAAAGAAAAUGCAGCUCCGACAAUAGCAGCAAACGAGGACGAGUUCCGCCUUGAAACAAAGUUGACACGUUGUGCAGACGAGCAGGAAAAUAGCGCUCUUGCAUGUCUUGUGGAACUGUUGGAGAUCAACAAGCAGCUAACACAAUUCCAACAUCUCAACUUCUUACUUGAAAUUGCCACCGAGAACUCGUCGGUGGUGGCUCAUAUCUGUGAACUGUACAGCAAGUACGAAAAAUGUCUCCAUGCCAGCGUUUUCAAAAAUCAGAUGCGAUGUUCGUUUGCUAGUCCGCUCAACACAUUGGCCAGGAUCGGUCUUGCACCAAUCUGUUCAAUUGACUCUCGACCGUUGCUUUCCUCCCAUAGGGAUUGCUUAGUUAAGCUGGCUGCACAAGCUGGAGAGACGUCUAACUGCCAAAGUGGCCUUGCAGGUUUAGGAAGCACCGUAAACAUGAUGAUGCAGGGAAUCCACAGCGAGGCGCUUCUUUGUAAGUCGUUCUAUCUCAUUCGCAACACUUUUGAUUGUGGUGAAAGAGCCGUUCAGCAACAAUGCGAUGCUAAAGCUCUAGUGGAUCUCAGAACACUCAAAAACCAGAUGAGUCAAAUCGGCGAGGAAGAAGGCUGUCCGCAUGAACCACCGGCGAAUCUCGACGAAAUUAUUGCUCGUCCAGUUAAACGGCCGACACUGCGGCCAGGUGUGGCACCAAUGGCUCGUCCACUCAAUACCGCGGUACCACUAAUGUCCAAUACCCCGUCAGUGAAAUUCCCAUCUUCAUCUUCGCCACCACCUCAUGUGCCAGUCACCUGUAGUUCAGAACAACAGAAGAGGUUCGAGCAAUGUGUACGACCAUUGACCGCUUUCCAACCUCAUCCAUUGUCGGUAAUUAAAGUACCUAGGCAAAUCGAAGACGCUUGUGAAGAGUUCAAAAAGUUCCAGACCUGUGUCACCGACGUCACGUGCCAUCCGUUAUGGGCUAAAGGCAUGACGGCUAUGUUUUCUUAUGCUUGCGGUGAAGGCAAUGAACAGUACAAAAAGAUACGUCAAUGUCUCCGAAAGAUCUCCGCCGAGGACACCGUGAAGGAGUGUGUGACGAAGUUCUCACGUGGUGCACCAACUCAAGCAUGUCUGUCGGCUAACGCUCUACUCACUUGCGCUAUUGCUCCAAUUCAGACUGAAUGCAACGACGAGACAUCCGAUUGGGUGAUUAAAUAUGUGACGAAAUUCGCCACUGCUAUUGAUUCUCGGUGCAAACUGGCCAGCCAGCUACCGAUUGGUAAGGUAAUCGGUGUGGGUUGCACGCCUGAGGAGGAGGCGAUCAUCGACCACUGUGCAGCGCCACUGAACGACAUUGGUAGUCGAAUGGAAGAACUCUUCCAGGGCGGACUUCAAGCCAUGAUCAAGAACGUGAACAGUCUCGCACCGGUGUUCGCUGGCGGGUGCAAUUUGACUGACGAAUUCCGUCAAUGUGCAUCGUUUCUGUUGUCCGGACGUACGCCUUGCGUCAUCUCAUCCUGUAUGAUACUUGCCGGCGAGGGCAUUUGCGAUCAGCCAGACCCCACCCAAGCCAUUGACGACAAUCUGAGCUGUGUAUUUGCUCAGGUUCAAGAGCCAUCGUUCGCCAGAUGUAUUCGUUCAACACUCUCCACAGUGAAACAAUUCACAUUGAGCUCAUUCCGUAAUGUGUUGCCCAGGUUCGUUGAUUGCACUGAGGAACUCGUACGCGCCAAAUGUGGAGACACGCCUAUCAAGAUUCUUCGGGCCAUGUCCUCCCCGGAUAUCUGUCCUGUGGGCCCGGCUCCAAUUGUGCCGGUGAGUCGAGCAAAAGAUCCUCAACGAGUGGGGCCACAGAUCGAUAAACCAGUAGUAUCGAUCGCAACCGGUUGCUCUGAACAGGACAUGAUCACCUAUUUGUCGUGUGAGAGUUCAAUUGAUCCGUUUAGCUUCCGACCGAUCUCGAUCAUUGGUGACGGUUCUAAAUGGAAUGAGAUGUGCGCGGCGUUUGAAGGGUCAUACAGACCGUGCGUGGAGAAGAUGACAUGCCGAUUUGAGCCUAUUUCAUCAGCAAAUAUACAACUAUUUGAUGGUAUUUGUAAUAGACCGUUGACACUUCGUGAUCAGAAAUCGUUUGGUCGUUGUCUUUCUAACUACACGAACAGUGCAGUUGGACAGAAGUGCAUCUCCGGGAUGGCCAGUAUCGACCCGAUGGCGGCUGACGCUCCGAAGAAGAUGUGUGAAGCGUUGAACUCAAUACUCACAUGCGCCGGAAACGAUAUCGAAAAGGAAUGUGGGUACGAUGCACUUCUUCACGUCUACGAGCAACACAUACAAUGGGCUCAAGCUUACAACAAGAGCUGUGUUAUUCAAUCUCCAGAGUCUAGAUCAGUAUCAACGAACACUCUGGAUAAGUCCAGAGAUGUUGAGCCGUUGCAUGUUGUCCGAGACGAGACGACGCCACAUUCCGUACCUCAGAAAGAUCCCACAACAACUGUUUUAACUUCCGAUUCGGAAAUCUCUCCAACUUCACCGACCAUCGUUACGACGACGAGCUCAGAACAACCUAUGACGACGACGCAUCAAGAAGACGCCACAGCUGCUGGCAAAGGUUAG